Aspergillus homomorphus CBS 101889 is the source of this 942-nucleotide messenger RNA. It is a transcript of the gene gtmA, whose product is annotated as gliotoxin thiomethyltransferase. NCBI's taxonomy places the organism in Eukaryota, Fungi, Ascomycota, Eurotiomycetes, Eurotiales, Aspergillaceae. The record is from RefSeq and is a predicted model, not a curated record. The transcript has 4 exons. Gene Ontology annotation, molecular function: S-adenosylmethionine-dependent methyltransferase activity. The coding region runs from base 73 to 942 and encodes 289 amino acids.
AUUGUGAUCGUUUCUGUGCACGUUGACAACUUCCCCCUAACCCAACAGCCACAUAUACCCAACUAUCAAACAAUGACCACCUCCAACCCCAAGAUCGAGAACACCUCCUACCACACCCCAGAGUUCCUGGCGCGUUACUACAUCGCCGAGAAGCUCACCGGGCCCUUCGCCGGACCACUCAUCAAACACUCGGGUAUUGCAGAGCGAUCUCACUCCGGUCCACGCAUGAUCUUCGACAAUGCUUGCGGUCUAGGCAUCGUGUCCAGCACGCUGAACCGCAUGCUCGACGACACAACAAAGAGCCGCUGGAGCUUGACAUGUGGUGAUCUAACCGAGACGAUGAUUGACUCCACCCGUCAACGUAUCGACCAGGAGAAAUGGCCAAACGCGGAAGCGAAGGUAGUGAAUGCGCAGAGCACCGGUCUUCCAGAUGAGUCGUUCACGGACAUAUUUGCUGCGUUCGCCUUUACCUUAUUCCCCGAUGCGCAGGCAGCGAUGAAUGAAUCCUAUAGGAUCUUGAAACCCGAUGGGGCGCUUGCGAUUUCGACCUGGAAGAACCCUACCUGGAUCUCUCUGCUGCGGUCUGCUAUCCUUGGAAUGUCUGCGGACCUGAGUUUUCCAACCACGGAAGAGUUCCUGGCCAUGCAUAACGAGGGCUGGGACGCCGAAUCGUUUGUGAAGACGGAAUUCGAGAAGGCAGGGUUCAAAGAGGUUAAAGUGACCACUGUGACAGAGCAGGUCCAGAUCCCGAUUUCUCCAUUCCUGGAACUCUCGCGAAGUAUGUUGGAUCUGGUGAUAGAAAAGUCAUGGACCCAGGAUCAGCGAAAGCAGUAUGGGGCGGAGGCACCAGGGGCGUUGCAGAGGUUUUUGGAGGAGAGGUUUGGAGUUGAUGGGCUAAUCACCAUGGAGCCGUCGGCAGUUCUUGCUCUGGGGACAAAGUAA